Molecule: messenger RNA, 3162 nt
Organism: Physella acuta
Lineage: Eukaryota; Metazoa; Mollusca; Gastropoda; Physidae
Product: MORC family CW-type zinc finger protein 3
Cellular component (GO): nucleus
Molecular function (GO): ATP hydrolysis activity
Source: RefSeq, a predicted model, not a curated record
UUUACCACCAGUGUUCAUUAUUGCAGUGCGUUAAAUCUGAACUUCUUACAAAACAUGGCAAGCGACCAGCUUACAGUGAAUGGGAUCUCAUUGAGUAUGAUCCAUCCGAAGUACUUACACAGUAAUUCUACCAGUCAUCCGUGGGCACUUGGAGCGAUGGCGGAGCUGAUAGAUAAUGCCUAUGACCCGGAUGUUGGAGCAAAGAAGUUACAAAUAGACAAAAUGGAGCGAGAUGGACAACUGUGUUUGACUUUCCAAGAUGACGGAAAUGGCAUGGAUUUUAAAAAACUUCAUCAGUUGCUUAGCUUUGGCUUUUGUGACAAGACAAUCAGUGGCAGAACUUACUCACACAAACCUAUUGGUCAGUAUGGUAACGGCUUCAAGUCAGGAACGAUGCGUUUAGGCAAGGACGUCAUCGUGUUCACAAGGUGUGAGAAAAGUGCCAGUGUGGGGUUCCUGUCACAGACCUACCUACAGGGCAUAAAGGCCGAAUCUGUUCUGGUGCCUUUACUGGAAUACCAAGUGCCAACACUGAAACCAGUACCUCGUUCAGGUAGGAACCUGAACUUGGAGGCCAUUCUAGAGUAUUCUUUAUACAAGUCUGAAGAAGAUCUAGUUGCUGAACUAACAAAAUUAAAAGCUGGGACGAAAAUAGUUAUAUUUAAUCUUAAAAAACUUAACAGAAGAUACGAGCUAGACUUUGACUAUGACCCAUCUGACAUCCGGUGCCCUCUAACUUACGUGAAGGAAUCAGACACCAAUGAGGAACGUCCUGUGGUGGUGAGCAGUGGCUACAGACGUUCGUUGAAGGAGUAUUACAGUAUACUGUAUCAUCGCCCUAGUAGUACAAACAUGGAAGUCUUUAUUCGUGGUCGUUUAGUAAAGCUCAAACUUAUGUCAAAAACCUUGAAAGAGAAAGAAAAGAUAUUUUACACACCGAAAAGUGAGGGUAAACAAAUAAGGAUUUCUAUCGGCUUUGCACCAGAGGAUGACACGGAAGAUUAUGGCAUGCUUUUAUACCACAAAAACAGGCUGAUUAAAGCUUAUGAAAGAAUCGGGUGUCAGAAACAGGCCAAUGAGAAAGGUAAAGGUGUGAUAUUGGUCGCAGUGGUUGAUUUUCUAACUCCUACUCACACCAAGCAAGAUUUUAUAAUGGAUGCUAAAUACAACAGUUUCGUUGGGGUUUUGGCAAAGAAGGUGAACGAUUUUUGGAAAAAGAGAAGAGAGAACUCAGAUCCCGUAAAAGCGCCCCGUACUCCAUCCAAACGCCCUGCUGGAUCGGCCAAAGCUGCAGACAACUCUCAUGUUUUGCUCGAAGCCACCAGCGUCCACCAUGAUCGUGGCAGUCCCGUGGAAAUGUUGGAGCCGUUACGGGAGUCAGCUGACAUAACCAUAAUCAAGACAGAGCUGAAUGAAAGUGAAACAAGAGAAUACCCGGAUGAUACAAUCAUAAUAUCGGACGAUGAUGAUGAAGAUAGUCGGGAUACUCUCCCACCAGAAGCUCUUCAGACAACAACAGUAGAGCCAGGUCCAUCAGUAGCAAAUAAUACUAACAUUCCAAUAGAAGAUUUAUCAACAGAGCAGGUUGCGGAACAAUUCGCUUUAAACAUUGACACCUCACCAAGUGAAAGUUUAAGUGGUCAAGCUUUAGAGGUGUCCACAGCAAACCCUACAAACACACCAAGUGAAAAUUUAAGUGGUCAAGAUUUAGGGGUAUCCACGGCAAACCCUACAAACACACCAAGUGUAAGUUUAAGAGGUCAAGCUUUAGAGGUGCCCAUAGCAAACCCUACAAACAUACCAAGUGAAAAUUUAAGUGGUCAAGAUUUAGGGGUUUCCACGGCAAACCCUACAAACAUACCAAGUGAAAAUUUAAGUGGUCAAGCUUUAGGGGUGUUCAUAGCAAACCCUACAAACAUACCAAGUGAAAAUUUAAGUGGUCAAGAUUUAGGGGUGCCCACAGCAAACCUUGCAAACACACCAAGUGAAAGUUUAAGUGGUCAAGCUUUAGGGGUUCCCACAGAAAACCCUACAAACACACCAAGUGAAAAUGUAAGUGGCCAAGAUUUAGGGGUAUCCACGGCAAACCCUACAAACAUACCAAGUGAAAAUUUAAGAGGUCAAGCUUUAGGGGUGCCCACAGAAAACCCUACAGACACACUCAGUGAUCAUGUAAGUGAACGUUCCAUCGAGCUACACCCAGCAAGCUCUAGUAACACACCUACAGAAAAUUUAAAUGUGUCUCCUUCUGAGCUGAGAAGAUCUUCCAGAACUCAAAAGAAGCGACAACGUUCUGCGGAUUCAGAAGAAAAUGACAUCGGAGCGAAAACAAGUGAAGAUGAAACUCCGAUGGCGAAAAAAAGAUCAGUAAACACGAGAAAACCCAUGCGCUCUAAAAAAGCGUUGAGAAUAAAGAUUGUGAAAAAGUCUAAGACGCCCAAUCUAAAAGCACACAAGUCAAAAGCUGCAACUAUAACAGCCAAGCAUAUACGUCUAAGAUCCAGACGCGCAGCAAAGAACUACAGACCCAACCGCAAUCUGUCAGCCACUCAACAAGCCACUCCUCCAGCUGAGAAAAAUGACGCGGAGGUCCAAACAGAUGAAACGACUUCAUCAAAGACAACCCCCUUCCACUACAAAGUGUUCAGGUUUUUAAGGUGUUUUCAUCAGCCUGAAUUACCUGCUAAUGUUUGUAUUGAUGACGUUGAAAACUUUAUCUGUGAGCAGAACGAAAAAUUUAUGACGACUAACUCUUCGCUAAAUUGAUUUUGGGCCGACGGAUCAAUUGUCCUAUUCAAUAUUUUCAUUAAAAAUGUUCACUUAAUACAUCAAUUCUUUAAAAAGAAACUUGUGUGCAUUUUAAAAGCUUGUUAUUAUUAACGUUUUUGUACUAUCAUUGACUACAUUUCAUUGAAUUCUGAUUUAAAUUUAAUGAAUUUGUUUAAUUUUUGAAAACUAUUACUGUAUACAUGUAUCUUUCCUUGAUUGUUAAAUAAUAUAUUGUUAGUAGAAUAUUCUUGUUUGGUCACCACUCAUAUUAUUGUCUUUUGAAAACAAAUAAAAAGACCAGCCAAAACGAUUGACAGAUUUUUGGCCGAAUAUCUACCUUCUAUAUACUACUAAGACUAAAGUUUGUUUACAUGUUUGAAUAUUUAUAUUGUU